AUGAGCAGUAUAGGAGGACACCGGCGACACCUUCUGAAAGAAAACAGGAAGGAUGUUUUGGUCAUUGGCAUCGACUUUGGGACGACGUACAGCGGCGUUGCCUGGGCCACAGCAGCUGAUUUCGAGAAAGGGAGCAUCAACGUAAUUUCCAGUUGGCCAGGAACCGGCCGCGAAGAGGGCAAGGCUCCAACUGAAAUCUCUUACGAUGGCGGUCAAGUUCUGUGGGGCUACGACAUUCCAACUCACGCUUCACGAAUCCAAUGGUUCAAGCUCCUCCUUCUAGAAAAUGAAGAUCUCAGCUUGGAAAUGCAAAAAACCCCAUUCAUCCAAAGCGCUCGAGACAGGUUGCGGAAUACCGGGAAAACGGCCGUAGAUGCAACGGCCGACUACUUAGGUUUAUUAUGGCGCCACGUGCUCAGCGUCCUCGAGAAGGCACUUGGGAGCUCGGUCAAGGCUCUAUCGUUCCAUGUUGUCCUAACCGUGCCGGCUAUCUGGAAAGACUACGCCCGACGGAAGAUGGAAACUGCUGCCCAACAAGCAGGGAUACUGAGUCGUCGCCUUGCCGGACCAACGCGCUUGAGCCUUGUGCCUGAACCCGAGGCUGCGUCGCUGUCAACGCUUCUCGAUCGCCAUGACACGGUUGCGGCGGGUAAAGUAUUUGUUGUUUGCGAUGCCGGAGGUGGUACAGUGACGAACCGCAAUCUAAUCAACGUCGGGAUUGUGAUUGAAGAGUUUUUCAACACCACAAAACACCGCGAAGAGGACAGGAUCUGGAACGAUACGGAGGGUGUCUGGAAGGCGAAAAAUCAGAUGAGGUGGUACUUGAAGAAGGGAACGUCAACACCGCCAGCCAAGUAUGCCAUGAUCAAUCGACUGUCCGAAUCGACGACCUACAAUCGCCGCGUUGCCGUCAUGGCCCUCCGAACGCUUUCCUCUCUCGUCCUGGCGGUGUCGCUGGCAGCAGCUGUCGACGUCCGGGACAGAAACAUGGACCUGGAAAGAAGCACGAAUAGCGGCCCCAGUAUUGACAUUGCCCGCCAGCGCGGCCCGGCCAUCUUCAACGCGGUGCACGACGCUAUGCGCCAAUGGGGCUCAUCGCUGCACCACAACGGCAUGUCCUUCUUCCUAGCCACGGUGCCAGAGGGUGUGCUGCUGCACCACGGCAGCAGCCAAAAGGCCUCACCGACACAUCCGGAGUGGCUGGCCUACGAGAUCGAACAUGCCGAGAACUUUGCCCGGCCACCUGGCUGGCCACACCGACCGGAGAGAGGCAGGCAUGGCGAUGCUCCGGAACGGCCGAAGACGCGAGAGGACCCUCAACAAGUCCUUCGUCCAGAGGCGAACACACAGCCGGAAACGGAGGCCGGCUGGUUGCACGUGUACCGAACCAUCCGACCGCUACACUACCUCUACAUCGACGGGAUGGGCGCUGGCAAGACCACCAUGGGCACGCUAGACUCACAGGACUUUGUCCUGAGGGGGCUGUCGCCCGAAUCGGUGGGGGCAGAACACGGACGCGAAGGCCCCCCUGGCGGUGGUCCUGCAGAUGAGAUGCAGCGCGCCGCUGACCUCUGCCGUCUGGUCACGCCCUGGGGACUGCAGGGGGUCAUCCGGAUGGAGGCCGGCUUCGAGAUCAUUCAGUGUGACUUUGCCGACGGUCUGGACCAGGUGCAGGCGUUGCGCCGGCCGAGAAGUGUCGGUGGUCCCGGAGGCGGACCCGGUCAUGGAGGCCCCGGCGGUAUGGGCAGCCUCGAGUUUCUGCGUGGCCUGUCGGAGCGAUACCAGGGUAUCGGCUCGCAUCGCACACGCAUCGACUACGCCUCCAUGGUGUCGGCCUACUUCUUCCCGCUCAACCUGACGAACCCAGAUGUCCAAAGGCCGGAUCUGGCGCGUCUGGUGUCGGCCAGCACAGACGGAUUGGCUGCUGUCCGGACGCAGCUGGCGGCUGUCGUGGCCAACCGCAGCGACACGGCGGCCGUUCGCCCGAUCGACUGGCAGGACGUCACCGACAUGAUCGUGGCGCGCUAUGCCGACCGCCUGCAGUAUAUGGCGACAGAGGUGACGUCGACGGCGCUGCUGGUGCGCGAGCUCGGCUUCCUGCUGGACGUGUUCAUCGACUACGAGGACGAUGAGGCAGACACCGACUUUGGCCGGGCCGUUGACCGCUGCACCGACUAUUACUUCCGUGCCGUGGUCCCGACGACAGCCACCGACGAGCUGAUCCAGGCGGCCCUCGUCGCCGUCACGCACGAGAUCUGUACAAUGCUGUUUGGCGUGCGAGAAAGGCUGGAAAGCAAAACGGCAGUCGAACGUACGGAGCUGGACGCGAACGUGGCCUUGGCCGACGCCGUGGCUGAGCUACGCUCGCUGAUGACACACCUCAACUGGGCUCGGUUCAAGCGCUGUCCGACAUGUGCCCUCGGCCAGGUGUGCACCAUCCCGAUGUGGCCAAUGGGAACAGUGGGAAUGUACAACUCGCCCCGGUGUUCCAACGGGUCGGACAUGUGGAACGAGGAGAGCUACUGGGGGUCGUUCGGGCGACCAGGUGGUCAUCGGGAUGACCCAGAAGGCCGCUGA
Messenger RNA from Grosmannia clavigera kw1407, 2577 nucleotides. RefSeq lists its product as uncharacterized. The record is from RefSeq and is a predicted model, not a curated record. NCBI's taxonomy places the organism in Eukaryota, Fungi, Ascomycota, Sordariomycetes, Ophiostomatales, Ophiostomataceae. Gene Ontology annotation, molecular function: ATP binding; ATP-dependent protein folding chaperone. Bases 1 to 2577 code for a protein of 858 amino acids. The transcript has 5 exons.